This is a messenger RNA of Dromiciops gliroides (monito del monte), 1290 nucleotides long. RefSeq names its product UDP-GlcNAc:betaGal beta-1,3-N-acetylglucosaminyltransferase 3 (gene B3GNT3). Bases 95 to 1279 code for a protein of 394 amino acids. Gene Ontology annotation, cellular component: membrane. The transcript is spliced from 3 exons. NCBI's taxonomy places the organism in Eukaryota, Metazoa, Chordata, Mammalia, Microbiotheria, Microbiotheriidae. The record is from RefSeq and is a predicted model, not a curated record. Gene Ontology annotation, molecular function: hexosyltransferase activity.
CUCUGGGGCUGAAAGGACCUGUAGCUAGAAGGUCGGAGCCAGUUUCAAGGGGAAGAGCUGCCUGCUGAAGGGGCAGGGUUGCUCAGUGGCAAUAAUGCGACGGCCGAAGAAAGCAUGCACCCAGGUAUUGAUCCUCCUGGCCUUGGCUGCUGGGGCCCUUUUUUUCCUCUUCCAUUACCGGGCCUCAGAACUCCCCUAUAUGACUCAUUGGCAGGAAGAGAGGACCUCUGAGCCCCAGCACCAAAUGGUUCCAGAGUUCCAGCAGCAGCAAAGGGUCCAGGAGUCCAAGCCCCAAGCCCUGCCUGAACGUCCUCUGGUACCCUGCUUUGCCAAUGCCUCUGCACUCAACACAUCUGGCUUCUCAGCCCAGCCCAAGCAUAUUCAGAACUUCCUCCUUUACAAACAUUGCCGGGAUUUUCCGAUCCUUCAGAAGACCCCCCCAAAUAAGUGUACAGGGUCCUCUGGGGCUGUCUUCCUCCUCCUGGCCAUCAAGUCAUCACCUAAGAACUAUGAGAGGCGGGAUCUCAUUCGUCGGACAUGGGGGCAGGAGCGACAGGUCAAGGGAGCCACCAUCUGCCGGCUCUUCUUGGUAGGCACUGAACCAGAUGAGCAGGAGGCUCAAAAAGUGGACAAGCUCCUGGCCAUGGAGGCCCAGGCCCAUGGUGACAUUCUCCAGUGGGAUUUCCAUGACACUUUCUUCAAUCUGACCCUGAAGCAGGUGCUGUUUCUGGAGUGGCAGGCUGUCCAUUGCCCUGAUGCCUCCUUCAUCUUCAAUGGUGAUGAUGACGUCUUUGCCCACACGAACAACAUGGUGGUAUAUCUGCAGGGUAAAGAAGCAGACAAGCACCUGUUUGUAGGCCACGUCAUCAGCAACGUAGGGCCAAUCCGUGUACCAUGGAGCAAGUACUUUGUAUCGGAGCUGGUGAUGAAGGAAAAUAGGUACCCCCCCUAUUGUGGAGGUGGUGGCAUCCUGAUGUCCCGAUUCACGACUCGUGCCAUCCGGCGUGCCUCCCACGUGAUACCUCUGUUCCCGAUUGAUGAUGUCUAUCUGGGAAUGUGCCUGGAACGGGAAGGGCUGGCACCAGCCAAGCAUAUAGGUAUUAGGCUGGUUGGUGUGAAAUCACCGUCAUCCCGCAUAGGAUCCUUCAACCCCUGCUUCUACCAGGACCUGCUCCUGGUCCAUCGUUUCUUGCCCUAUGAGAUGCUACUGAUGUGGGAUGCCCUCCAGAAGCCAAGUCUGGAAUGUAGCAAGUCAGUAUUACAGACCUCGAGGAACUGAGGGUUGGUCCA